CAUCAGCGAAGCAAAAUACUAAAGCAGACAACCGGAUUAUUUAUUGAACGCUGUAGCGGGUUUCUACAUUGUUUCGCGGUCAUAAUGUCUGAUGAGGAAGAGGACUAUAUGUCUGAUGCAUUUCUUACUAAAAUACAAGAUGUGAAGCCAGGUGUCAGCAUGGUGAGGCGGUUAAAAGAAUCAAUAAAGAAGGAGACGCAGCAACAGGAGACGAACAUCAAGAACCGUCAGAAGACUUACAAGGAGCAGGAGACGGAAAGUAGAGAGGCAGCGAUAGAAAACCCCAUUUGCAAUAACAACAAGGGAUUUGCACUUUUGCAAAAAAUGGGUUACAAAGCUGGUCAAGGCCUCGGGAAGGCGGGAGCAGGGAGGGUGGAUCCAAUUCCUCUAAAUAUCAAAACUGACAGAGGUGGCAUUGGAAUGGAAGCGUUGAAGAAAAGAAAAGCUGAGGAGGAACUUCAACAUUAUCGUCAGAAAGUACGGGCCAAACAACAGAACGAGACGAAGUCUCUGGAAGAUUUUAGGUCUCGAGUAAGGACGGAGAGAGAGGAGCGAAAGAUUGAAGGAGAUCUCAGAAGGAGUAAGCGAGCCUGUGAGCAGCUUGACAGUCAGAAGGGCAUCACUGUCCCCAGGGAAGACUGGUACUGGCCUAAAGAAGAGACCGAUGAUGAGGAAGAUGAUCUUAAGGAGGAGGAGGAGGAAGAGGAGAAGGAGGAGGAAGAGAAAAAGGAGGAGGAAGAGAUCGUGGAAUUAACCUCCUUUGACAAACUGCAAAUUUUGACAUCCUAUCUGAGAGGAAUCCAUUUUUACUGCAUAUGGUGUGGAACCACCUAUAACGGUAAGAGUGAGGACAACAUGCCUGUUGGUUUUAUUGACUUUGCUGAUACAUUUUAUUUUAUUUCAUUGACAGAUGAAGAUGACUUGUGCUCCAACUGUCCUGGGGAUACAGCAGCAGACCACGAGUGAACGGGAUGAAAAUGAAUAUGCUCAGUUGUUCAAAGUGAAAAAGCAGUUUUAUUCAGUGGGCUGAUCACACUUGGCUUUGAUAAGCAGUGUUGGCAAUGAGGUGAUCAUAAGUGGAGGAAUAUUUGUUUAUCGUCCCAAUUUGAAUCAUUUGUCCAUCUCUGGAAAGUCAUCACUGUUUAUACUGUUUGUAGUUGGCGGCCCUGACUUUUUCUUUACAUUUAGGUAUGCUGUGGGAAAUUUAGGAUAUCUUUCAUGUAUAUAUUUUUCAAAAGAUGCACUAAGAUUUUUUUAGACAUGUUUGAAGAGCGAUUGCAUACCUGUGUUUUCAUUAAACAUUUAAAUAAUUA
Anarrhichthys ocellatus (wolf-eel) is the source of this 1313-nucleotide messenger RNA. It is a transcript of the gene gpatch11, whose product is annotated as G patch domain containing 11. NCBI's taxonomy places the organism in Eukaryota, Metazoa, Chordata, Actinopteri, Perciformes, Anarhichadidae. The transcript is spliced from 7 exons. The record is from RefSeq and is a predicted model, not a curated record. Gene Ontology annotation, molecular function: nucleic acid binding. Bases 85 to 966 code for a protein of 293 amino acids. Gene Ontology annotation, cellular component: kinetochore.